AUGAACGCAAAUAUCAGCCAUGCGAACGCAUCAAGAGCAUUUAAGACUAUCCUUAUCACAAGACCCUCAAAUGCUGCCAAACAGAUAGUCGACCGGUUUAGGACUCAUGCUCUCUUUAAAACGAGGUACCUUAAUCAACCAACCGCCAUCAGAGCUCGAGCUACAAUUCACAUGAAGCGUAGCGCAUCAACGGUAUCAACGGUAUCAAAUGCAACCCCAAAAGCUAAGAAGCCUCGACUGGAAGCGCCAGAGCAUCAUCUAAUCCCUUCCAUCCGAGAUGAAGAAACUGGCGAAAUCGUAUGGCCAGCUCCCAAACAUCAGAUAGAGCGUGCUCGGAGUUUCAUUUUAGACGCUUCCGCGAAUAAGAAGACACUCAUUAUUCCUCAUGAAGAUGUUGAUGAGUUAACAUCAGGUGCUAUAUUACAAAAAACCCUCGUGUUGCUUGAUCUGAACCCUACUCUCAUAUCGGCCCAUCUACUUCGAAAAGGGAGUAAUAUUCACCAAGAGAAUGAGCGCAUCGCUAUGGCCGUUUAUAAUCCUGAAUAUAUCUUUGUCCUAGGCCAAGGAUCGAGGAACUCACCUCCAGUAAUCGACUCCCCUCAUGAGUCUUUAGUGAUAGGUCACCAUUGGUCAUUGGAAGACAAUUUCCCGGAGGGCUCAGAACAUGUUACAGCGUGCCACUCUCCACCGGUCGCUACGAGCUCGCUCCUUACCAACCAUAUCUGCAAUGAGCUACAUGAGAAGCCUACACUAGAAAGGAGAUCAACGAUGCUAUCACUCAUCAUCGCGUCCCGUCAAACCGCCACCUAUGACGUUGCCGCUGCCUGGACUGCCCUAAUUGCUGCUCAUUCGCUCAAGGAACUCCUCACGAACCGGAGUCUCCUUGCCGCUAGGGCUGAAGUAAAUGCCGAGGCAGAACGAUGUACCCAUACGCCCCCGAAGUUCUCGGACGAUGGCACCAUUGCCGUCUUCCGCAUCAACUCUACUACCCGAGUCCAUCCUAUAGUAGCAGCCCGCAGGGCAUGGUUUUUACAAUCACCGAAACUGGAGGUAAUCCUAGUAGCUAACGAGGGCUAUCUUCCAGGCAUGGUGAACUUCUCGUGCCGCGUUGCCCGAAGCGCCAGGGCACGGGAAACGCCGGUGAACAUUAUCGAAGUACUAAAGGGCAUUGCGGCGAGGGCUCCAGAUCCGACUCCGCAUGAAAGACUUGGAAAGUCAUUUGCGACGGGUCAUAAAGAGGGUAGUGGUGGUAUUGUUCCGAAGGCGGAGUUUGAAGAGUUUAUGGACAUCUUACAAAUUAAGAGGAGGCCCGAAGGAGCAAGUCCCAAGAAAAUUAAGAAAGACGCCGCCCCGAAGUAGUCAAACACUUUAACAAACUAUUCUGAAAAGAAGACUACUGCUUGGGCGCUUGGGUAAGACGAAAAUUCUAUAAUGACCUUAGGUACCGGAAUUCAACAAAACGAAUAUAAUGAGCCUUUAACCUACCUGGUAGGGUAUCCUGUCACAAUUUCGGCCAUUAACUACCUGGCCCCGAUAAGAGAUUUUGAGCAAAUUCAUUACUUGAAGAUAUGCGAUCGAAUUCUAUUAAUUAAUGACGAAAGAUUAUCUGUCCGUCGGAAAGUGACGUCGGCGCGAAAUUCGCAGCGCGCUCACAUCAGAGCGCACAUCGCUCCCACAAGCUUUCCCAGCCCAUGCCUCUUCCUAGCAAUUUAAGCCUCAUCGCUUAACUCGUAGGAGUUGGUGCUGCCACAGCAGCAGCACGACGGAAACAAUCGACUCACAAUUUACCAACGGACUUGAGGCCGCGCUCGCCGUCGA
Daldinia caldariorum is the source of this 1818-nucleotide messenger RNA. RefSeq names its product DHH phosphoesterase. NCBI's taxonomy places the organism in Eukaryota, Fungi, Ascomycota, Sordariomycetes, Xylariales, Hypoxylaceae. The coding region runs from base 1 to 1359 and encodes 452 amino acids. The record is from RefSeq and is a predicted model, not a curated record. The transcript is spliced from 3 exons.